Micropterus dolomieu (smallmouth bass) is the source of this 868-nucleotide messenger RNA. RefSeq lists its product as uncharacterized. Lineage: Eukaryota; Metazoa; Chordata; Actinopteri; Centrarchiformes; Centrarchidae. The record is from RefSeq and is a predicted model, not a curated record. The transcript has 4 exons. The annotation marks the transcript as partial. Gene Ontology annotation, molecular function: protein binding.
AUGACCUCAGACUCACUUCGAAAGUCCACAGAGUCUGUCUGCUUCGCUGCUGCUUCGUGCUUACACCAGAAGCGCUGCAGUGCGUCCCAGUGUCCCAGUGUCAAGCAGCACAGCGCAGAUGAACCGGGCAGGAAUAUACGAAAUCUGGCAGAAAAUGACGCCAUCACAAAGCUGGCAGCUGGGGAUUCAGUGUGGAUCGGUCUGUACUGGGAACAACUGUGGUCUGAUGGGAGCCCCUCUCUGUUUCAAAACUGGGCCGGUGGGCAACCAGACAGUCCAGAGCAGUGUGUCACCACAAUGUUCAGAAACUCAGGACUGUGGUCAGAUGAUAACUGCUCCCUCACUUUCCCGUUCAUCUGUUACUCAACAACUCCUCCAAAAACCGAAGACUUCAGAUCAAUAGGACAAAAUGAGACCAGUAUCACUCUGCAGUGGAAUAAAGUGAACAACAACUUCAGCUUUAUUCUCCAGUUUAAUGAUGCAGAGAUCAACAUCACUGCACCAGCUGGAGAUGGACCAGUAACUCACACAGUCUCAUCUCUCACUGCUGGAACUAAAUACACAUUCACUCUCUACUCUGUGUUUGAGAACGUCAGAAUCAGUGGAGUAAACAUUACUGCAGUUACCGCUCCUCCAAACGCAGAAAACUUCAGACCAAUAAGACAAGAUGUCACCAGUAUCACUCUGCAGUGGAACAAAGUGAACAACAGCGUCAGCUUCAUUCUCCAGUUUAAUGGUGCAGAGAUCAACAUCACUCCAGUAACUUACAGAGUCUCAUCUCUCACUCCUGAAACUACAUACACAUUCACUCUCUUCUCUGUGUUUGAGAACGUUAGAAGCCGUGGAGUGAGUAUUACUGCAGUUACUG